This is a messenger RNA of Rhodamnia argentea, 3410 nucleotides long. RefSeq names its product phosphoenolpyruvate carboxylase 2. Gene Ontology annotation, molecular function: phosphoenolpyruvate carboxylase activity. Gene Ontology annotation, cellular component: apoplast; chloroplast; cytosol. Gene Ontology annotation, biological process: tricarboxylic acid cycle; leaf development; carbon fixation. The transcript has 10 exons. The record is from RefSeq and is a predicted model, not a curated record. Bases 329 to 3229 code for a protein of 966 amino acids. NCBI's taxonomy places the organism in Eukaryota, Viridiplantae, Streptophyta, Magnoliopsida, Myrtales, Myrtaceae.
CUGUACUUCGCUCCCCUCUCUCUCUCUCUCUCUCUCUCUCGUGAUCGACUCCUUCAAUCUCUCUCCCUGUGCACUUUCUCGUGCAGUGAUCGCAGUCUCUGCUUUCACUGUUUUCUCAUUUUCCACAAUCUUCUCUACCCACUUCACGAGAUUCGUUCUCUUCUCCGUGACCCAUCAAACCUUUCCAAAGUUGCAAUUUUUAUACCUGCUCUGUUUCUUUUGUCACCUCUCCACACACCCACGCCCGGAGGGAUUUAAGACCGGACAAGUAAAAGGAGAGAAGCUGAGAAGAAGUUUGAGGGGGAGAGAGAGAUAGAGAGAGUGAGAUAUGGCGGCUAGGAAUCUGGAAAAGCUUUCUUCGAUCGAUGCUCAAUUGAGGCUGUUGGCACCUGGGAAGGUGUCCGAGGACGACAAGCUCGUCGAGUACGAUGCUCUGCUGUUGGACAGAUUCCUCGAUAUUCUUCAGGACUUGCACGGUGAAGAUAUCAGAGAAACGGUUCAAGAGUGUUAUGAGCUUUCAGCGGAGUAUGAGGGAAAGCAGGAUCCUCAGAAGUUAGAGGAGCUCGGGAAUGUGCUGACCAGCUUGGAUCCGGGCGAUUCUAUUGUUAUCACGAAAUCCUUCUCUCACAUGCUGAAUCUGGCUAAUUUGGCUGAGGAAGUUCAAAUUGCAUACCGAAGACGAAUUAAGUUGAAGAAGGGGGAUUUUGCUGAUGAGGCAUUGGCGACAACUGAGUCAGAUAUUGAAGAAACCUUGAAGAGACUGGUGGGCCAACUGAAUAAGUCUCCUGAGGAAGUUUUUGAUGCUUUAAAGAACCAAACGGUUGAUCUGGUCUUAACAGCCCAUCCUACUCAAUCUGUCCGGAGAUCAUUGCUUCAAAAGCAUGCAAGGAUCCGCAACUGUUUAACGCAGUUGAAUGCCAAAGAUAUUACUCCUGAUGAUAAGCAGGAACUUGAUGAGGCUCUGCAGAGGGAGAUUCAAGCUGCAUUUCGCACUGAUGAAAUUCGGAGAACUCCCCCAACUCCACAAGAUGAGAUGAGGGCAGGAAUGAGCUAUUUCCAUGAAACAAUAUGGAAAGGUGUUCCAAAAUUUUUGCGACGAGUUGAUACAGCAUUGAAGAACAUUGGGAUAAAUGAACGUGUUCCCUACAAUGCUCCUCUUAUUCAGUUCUCUUCUUGGAUGGGAGGGGAUCGUGAUGGAAAUCCUAGGGUAACUCCUGAAGUUACUAGGGAUGUAUGCUUGCUCGCGAGAAUGAUGGCUGCUAAUUUAUACUUUUCUCAGAUAGAGGAUCUGAUGUUUGAGUUGUCCAUGUGGCGUUGCAGUGAUGAGCUCAGGGAACGCGCAAACAUGCUUCACAGCUCAACCAAAAGAGAUGCGAAACAUUACAUAGAGUUUUGGAAACAAGUACCUUCAAAUGAACCCUAUCGCGUUAUUCUUGGCGAUGUGAGAGACAAGUUGUACAACACGCGUGAACGCUCUCGGCAAUGGUUAGCCAAUGGGUUAUCUGACAUUCCGGAGGACACGGCAUUUACCAAUGUCGAGCAGUUUCUGGAGCCUCUUGAGCUCUGCUACCGCUCGCUUUGCUCGUGUGGUGAUCGGUCAAUAGCAGAUGGAAGCCUUCUUGAUUUCUUAAGGCAAGUUUCUACCUUUGGGCUUUCCCUUGUGAGACUCGACAUUCGGCAAGAAUCGGACAGGCACACUGAUGUGAUUGAUGCUAUCACAAAGCACCUGGGUAUUGGUUCAUAUCGCGAAUGGUCUGAAGUACGCAGGCAGGAAUGGCUCUUAUCUGAGCUGAGUGGCAAACGCCCUCUCUUUGGGCCUGAUCUUCCCAAAACAGAGGAAAUCGCUGAUGUCCUGGACACAUUCCAUGUCAUUGCCGAACUUCCUUCAGACAACUUUGGUGCCUACAUAAUUUCAAUGGCAACAUCCCCGUCUGAUGUGCUUGCUGUCGAGCUUCUACAGCGUGAAUGCCAUGUAAAGAAGCCUUUGAGGGUUGUACCGUUGUUUGAGAAGCUUGCUGAUCUAGAGGCAGCCCCCGCUGCUCUGGCUCGUCUUUUCUCGGUUGACUGGUAUAGAAACAGGAUUGAUGGAAAGCAAGAAGUCAUGAUCGGCUAUUCUGAUUCUGGAAAGGAUGCUGGUCGUUUCUCUGCCGCUUGGCAGUUAUAUAAAGCUCAAGAAGAGCUUAUAAAGGUGGCCAAGCAAUUUGGGGUUAAGCUUACAAUGUUUCAUGGCCGAGGAGGAACUGUUGGAAGAGGAGGUGGGCCCACCCAUCUUGCUAUAUUGUCGCAGCCACCUGACACGAUUCAUGGGUCACUUCGUGUGACUGUUCAAGGUGAAGUUAUCGAACAGUCGUUUGGAGAGGAGCACUUAUGCUUUAGGACACUCCAGCGUUUUACAGCGGCCACACUCGAGCAUGGUAUGCAUCCUCCAGUUUCACCAAAACCAGAAUGGCGUGCACUCAUGGAUGAGAUGGCAGUUAUUGCAACAAAGGAAUACCGUUCAAUAGUGUUCCAAGAGCCACAUUUCGUUGAGUACUUCCGCCUCGCCACACCCGAAUUGGAGUAUGGUCGGAUGAACAUUGGAAGUCGUCCAUCAAAGAGGAAGCCUAGUGGAGGCAUUGAGUCACUUCGCGCAAUCCCAUGGAUCUUUGCAUGGACUCAGACAAGGUUUCAUCUUCCAGUGUGGCUUGGCUUUGGUGCAGCAUUUAAGUAUAUCAUUCAAAAGGACAUAAAGAAUCUCCACAUGCUUCGGGAGAUGUGCAAGCAGUGGCCAUUUUUCAGAGUGACCAUUGACUUGGUUGAAAUGGUGUUUGCAAAGGGAGAUCCUGGAAUUGCUGCUUUAUAUGACAAGCUUCUAGUGUCUGAAGAAUUGCAGCCAUUUGGAGAGCGCUUGAGGGCUAAUUAUGAGGAAACUAAGGGCCUUCUUCUCCAGAUUGCUGGACACAAGGAUCUACUUGAAGGAGACCCGUAUUUGAAGCAGAGGCUUCGUCUCCGUGAUGCAUACAUCACGACUCUCAAUGUCUGCCAAGCAUACACCCUGAAACGGAUUCGCGACACCGAUUACCAUGUGAAGCUGAGGCCACACUUGUCGAAAGAGUACAUGGAAUCGAGCAGCAAGCCUGCUGCAGAGCUCGUGAAGCUGAACCCCACCAGCGACUACGCCCCAGGUCUUGAAGACACUCUUAUCUUGACGAUGAAGGGCAUUGCUGCUGGCAUGCAGAACACUGGUUGAGGCUUAUGCUCUAUAUUAGUAUGGUUUGUAAGAAAUGCAUGGUAUUUAGGAGAUCACAGGAACAAAGUAGUGGUCAAUAAAUGAGCCUUGUUUAUGACGGAACCCGCUUUGUAAGCAGCAAAAAAAGUUUUUUUAACUCUUUCUGCUGGCAUUAUGAUAUAUCAUUUAACCUCGAUCUUUA